Messenger RNA from Protobothrops mucrosquamatus (brown spotted pit viper), 1100 nucleotides. RefSeq names its product transmembrane protein 47. NCBI's taxonomy places the organism in Eukaryota, Metazoa, Chordata, Lepidosauria, Squamata, Viperidae. The record is from RefSeq and is a predicted model, not a curated record. Gene Ontology annotation, cellular component: cell-cell junction. The transcript has 3 exons. Gene Ontology annotation, biological process: cell-cell adhesion. Bases 39 to 563 code for a protein of 174 amino acids.
UUCUUACCCCGCGGCUGUCGGGGGAGGCUCCGGCCAGGAUGUCGGCGGCCGAGGAGGGCGGUUUGACGGUGCGCCCGUUCCAGCUGAUCGCGCUGCUCUGCGCCUUCCUGGCGCUGGCUCUGGAUGUGGCUGCGCUGCUGAGCCCGGCCUGGGUCACGUCGGAACGCUACUCGCUCUCCCUUUGGAAGGAGUGUCGGGAGCUCCUGGGCGGCUGGCAGUGCUUCUCCACCCUCGGAAGCGACUGGCAAAUCACCGCUCUGGUGUUAAUCCUGACAGCUGCCACCAUCACCCUGCUGUCCUUCCUCAUGUCUCUGAUAGCCUUCUGCCUGGGGAACUAUAAAUACUAUUAUCGGAUAGUGUCGAUUCUCCUCUUUGCAGCAGUGGUUCUCCAGAUCUGCGCCUUAGUUCUCUACCCCAUCAAGUUCAUCGACAGUAGCCCGUUGAGAAGCUACCAUGAGUUCAACUGGGGAUACGGCUUGGGUUGGGGUUCAGCCAUCUUUAUGCUGGGAGCAGCUAUCCUUUACUGCCUACGCAACGAUGCAUAUGAAGAUGCUUACUACUAGGACAACUUGAAGGAAGGUCACUGUGUUAUCAGAUCUGGAAGGCCUGGUCAGUAAACAGAGAGCAACGGAAGGGGAAGGACGAUGGGAUUCAUGGGAAUUCUCGGCACACUCAAUCUUUACGGAUGGACCUGUUGGCCAGCCUCUUACCACCAAGAGGAGAAGACGUUGAAGGCCUUCAGUUGGACACACUUCCAUCAUCACCAGGACCCAUCACUGCCAGCCAACCACGCUUCUCUCCGGCACAACCUGCUUAAGAUCUUUCGUGUAUUUUUUUUCUUUUUUAAAAAAAAUAUAUUAUUUUUUCCUUAUUUUUAUCUUCUGUGUAUGAAAGGUCGUUCUUAUUUUAUUUAUGAGAGGGCAGUUCCUACGGUGAAGAACAGCUUGGCUUAGCUUUUAUUGAGUGAGAUCUUGAACACAAAGAAGGGGAGUUGUCUGAAUUGAAAGGGUUCUGUAAACGCACUGAUGGAUGCUAAAUCCAUUUGAUACCAAGAAGCCCGAAACACAGAAAAUAUAAGAGUUUAUGGACUGCUAAUGAAA